Falco peregrinus (peregrine falcon) is the source of this 2307-nucleotide messenger RNA. RefSeq names its product MSS51 mitochondrial translational activator (gene MSS51). The transcript is spliced from 6 exons. Lineage: Eukaryota; Metazoa; Chordata; Aves; Falconiformes; Falconidae. The record is from RefSeq and is a predicted model, not a curated record. Bases 634 to 2133 code for a protein of 499 amino acids.
GGGCGCCCCGUGGGGUGGGGGUUCCCUCGAUCUGCCUUCCCGUAUCGGCUGGGGGUGCUGCAGGGCCACCAUGCCCUCCCCUGCAGCCCGGGGUGCCCCCGGGGAGUCCAGCUACUGCCCCAGCCCCACUCGAGGCCCCCAGCCCCUCCUGGCAGAGGUCGCCAUGCCCACCCAGCCGCUCGCUCACACCCCACUGGGACCCCUGGGGCAGACUGGGGGUCCCCACAGGCUGGGCCGGGGUCAGGCCUCACAGCAGGGGGCUGGCAGGCCCCAUGGGGACAGAGGGGAGAGGCCCUGGUGGCUGGGGCAGCCACUCCAGCUCCCCCCAGGGGUGCAGUGUGGGGGCAGCUGCAGGGCAGAAGGGGUUUCAGGGGACCCCGCUGCCACCACCGGCGGCUUUUGGGGCGGGUGCCGGACCCCUGGAGCGGGUUGGCCUGUUCCCUGGGAGGGCAUGACCAGAAUAGCUCCGCUAUCUGAUUCCUGCUGGAGGGGCUGCGGCUGCUCCUGUGCCACUAUCUCCUCGGGGCUGACAUUUGAGCCCAGCUCCCCCUCGCCAGCAGGGACGUGCGGCCGGUCACCAGCUUCACCCGCCUCCUCCGUUCCCCGGACGAGCAAGGAGCAACGAGCAACUGGAUGGCGGGCGGGAGGCGGCGUGGGGGCAGUGGGCGGUGUGGGAGACCCCGACAGCAGCCUGGGACCCGCGAACCUGCCCCCUCGCCUGUGCCCCGCUCUCCUGCAGCCGCCAUGGCCCAGCAAUGUGCAGGCACUGCCACCAGAACCAGCCGCCCCAAGAAGCCCAUGAAGGAGCCAGCGGUGACUGCUCCCGACGUGGACUCGCUGGGCUUCCAGGCCAUGGACCACAACGUACCGGGGCUGUCCCACGUCAUCCUCCAGAAGCUCAACAUGAAGAGCUACGAGGACUACAAGUCUGCCAUGGAUGGGAGGAAGAGCGGCAGUGAUUUUGGCAUCCGGACUUACUUCGACAUGUUCCAGAAGAUGGAGGACACCUUCAAGUUUUGCGCCGAGUGCAAGAAGCUCCCCGAUGCCCUCCCUGACCCCAAAAGCCUCCGGCGAUGCAAGAGGUGCCAAAACGUGUACUACUGCGGCGUGGUGUGCCAGCGUGCCAACUGGCCGCUGCACAAGAAGUUCUGCAAGAAGCUGAAGCUGGUGGCCCUGGAUCGGUUGGUGGAGUGGCUCAUCUUCACAGGAGAUAUCCCCUUCCCCACGGAGACCUGGACAAAACCCGCCCGGGAUGUGGAGGGCUGGGAGGACUGGUUCUCCAUGCAGGGGCAGCUGGAGGAGAAGCUGGGUGCCAUCCUGUCUGGGCGGUACAUGACUAUCCUCUGGGCCAAUGCCGGGAAGCCCCGGCCGGAGGAUAGAGAGCUGUGCGAAUCCGUCCGGCGGCUGGUCACUGACUUCCACUCGCGGCCGCUCACCAUUGGCUUGGGGCUGCGGCUUUUUGGCAUCAACCCCCUCACCAAGGCCCUCACUGUGCACGUGGUGGGGGCAUCCCAUGUUGAGACCCUCAACACCCGGCUGACGGACUACGAUGAGCUGACGCGGAUGUUUCCAGGGCACUGGGGCAUGGAGGUGGUGAUGAUUGGAGUGGAUGUGGUCAAUGGACCCAUCAUGAGGCCACCCCUGGCCAAGCCAGCACCCCGGGGAAGGGUCUAUCUCAGCAGCUACAAGGGGCUUUACCACGACUUCUGGGAAAGUCACGUGGAGACCAAGCUGGCUGCCCGCCCUGACCUGGUGGUGGGCUUUCACCCGGGUUUCCACGCCUGCCCAGACCUGCUGGCAGGCUGGCUGCCCACCCUCCUGCUGCUGCGGGACUACCGCCUGCCCGCCCUCUUCACUGUCUACAGCGAGCAGGAGCUGAAGUCCUCCCUGCAGAUCCUAGUGGAGCUCGAGGUGCACAUCAUGGGCUACGCCACCAACCCCUUUGCCUCACUCCGGCCCGAGCAGGUCUACUCUAGCCCCAACAAGGCACCAGUCUACUGCAGCUCCUACUAUAUCACCCUGCUGGGGCCAGCGGCAUCGGCUGUGCCAGGCGCCGAGGAGCUGGAGGAUGGUGAUGACUGGCAGGGAGAGGAGCCCAGUGCUGCUGGGGGCACCGCCCCGGUGCUGGGCUGACCCAGUCCUGCCUGCCUUACCCACCCAAACCCCAGCUGCUCUCUGCCCUGUCCCAGGACCCUGUCUCCCCAUCACAGGAUCAGCCAUCCUCACUGCACACAUCCAGACCCAGGGGAUGCAGCACCCCGGCACAGGCAUGGCACCCCUCCGUGGUGCCAAAUAAACCACUGCCAG